AUGGAUUUCCAAAACCGCGCCGGCUCGAAAUUCGGCGGUGGAGGCGUCGCUUCUCAGUCCGCCACCAACGCCGACCGUCGCGAACGUCUUCGCAAGCUCGCUCUCGAGACCAUCGACCUCGACAAGGACCCCUACUUCUUCAAGAAUCACGUCGGCUCGUUCGAGUGCCGUCUUUGUCUCACGGUUCAUCAGAAUGAUGGCUCCUACCUUGCCCAUACCCAGGGCAAGAAACAUCAGACCAACCUCGCCCGUCGCGCUGCUCGUGAGCAAAAAGAAGGUCGUCAAGGCGCCGUUGACCCAGCUACCGGUCUCCCCAUUGGAGUGACAGGUGCAGGCUUCGCGCAGCGUCGCAACGUUGUAAAGAUCGGGCGCCCGGGAUACAAGAUCACCAAGAUCCGCGACCCUGUCUCCCGUCAGCAGGGUCUGCUCUUCCAGCUCCAAUAUCCCGAUGCGACCCCCGAAACAUCUCCCAAGUGGCAGGUCAUGAACGCCUUCACUCAGCACGUCGAGGAGCCCGAUAAGAACUUCCAAUACCUACUCGUUGCCGCCGAACCUUACGAGACAGUUGGCUUCAAAAUUCCUGCCCGUGAGCUUGACAAGCGCGAGGACAAGCAGUUUGCCUUUUGGGAUCCAGAUGCCAAGGAGUAUUGGAUUCAGGUCAUGUUCAUGACUGAGCGCGAGGAACGUUUCAACGCGGCUCCUGGUUUGACGGUAAGGAGGUAA
Messenger RNA from Fusarium musae, 723 nucleotides. RefSeq lists its product as uncharacterized. The record is from RefSeq and is a predicted model, not a curated record. The transcript has a single exon. The coding region runs from base 1 to 723 and encodes 240 amino acids. Gene Ontology annotation, biological process: spliceosomal complex assembly. NCBI's taxonomy places the organism in Eukaryota, Fungi, Ascomycota, Sordariomycetes, Hypocreales, Nectriaceae. Gene Ontology annotation, molecular function: nucleic acid binding; zinc ion binding. Gene Ontology annotation, cellular component: U2-type prespliceosome; U2 snRNP; catalytic step 2 spliceosome.